GCCGAUGCCGCCCCGCGGAGCCGCCUGAGGGAUGGCGCAGGGCGGGCGGGCGGGCGCUCCCCCCGUGCGCCUCUGGGUGCGCCGCGUGGGGGUUUACUGCGAUGAGCACCGCAAAACCUGGCUCGUGGCUGCGGAAGAGGAGGAAGGUAUGCUGAGGGCUCGGAUCCAAAGAGUUCAGGUUCCCCUGGGUGAGGCGCUGCGACCCAGCCAGCUCCCCCCAUCCCGGCUGCCUCACAUGUGGCAGCUGUCCCAGGGUGAGCAGUACAGGGAUAGUAACUCUCGCGUUUGGGAGAUAGAGCACCAUCUCAUGCUUGAUGGUGUUGAAGAACUGCUGCUUAAACUCGUGCCUGGGGAUUAAUCUGGAGCAGUGGCUCUAGGAAGAUGCCAUUGUCUGUUUUGUACAAUAAAAGGUUCUCUCUCCACUGAAAUGCAGCCACCUUUGAGGUGGAAGCAGUUAAGCAACACACAGCAGCAUCACACAAGAGUUUAGGACAGGCAGUGAAGAGGAGUAUUGUGACCAAGUGAAACAUCAGGGGGAGUUCUAGCUCCUGAACAUGUCCCGGAAGGAUCCCUGCCAGAAACAAGCCUGUGAAAUACAGAAAUGCUUGCAAGCAAACAACUACGUGGAGUCCAAGUGUGAAGCUGCGCUGCAGGAGAUGCGGAAAUGCUGCGCUCGCUACCCCAAGGGCAGGUCCAUCUGCUGCUCAGGGUUUGAGAGAGAAGAAAGGGAGAGAGAAAAGGCCAAGGUGACUUCAGAAGGAAUUUCCCCACCACCUCAGUAACACAAUGCAGCUCCAGCAGGCGCUGGAGCAUGGACUCACUUGAAGAGCUCGUGUGUGUUUUUUCAAGCCUUCUUUAGACUUUGAGAAAAGCCAGAUUGCUCCUGGAACACACCGUUCAGCACACCAAAAAGCAUUACACAGUACCAACAUAUGGCCUGGUCAACAGACUUUAUUUUCUGUACGAAAACAUAAUCUAUGUUGCCUCUGCAUCACACCUGUGAAAUGUCAACUUGAUGUUUUUAGGAUGCUUACCUUACUCUAAUCCAUCCUUGCUCUAAAAAUGGAGAAUUGGAACCGAGUUAUUCUGGCUUCUGGAGUGAGAGGUACAGGAAAUGAGCUCAGAAGAGUGAGUUUAAACGUGAAACAAACCCAUCUUGAUACAACAAAGGUAUUGAUUGCUGCCACCAUGCAGUAGUUCCAGACAUUUGCCUGUCCAGUGGUUCAAGCUCAAGAAUGGGCAUCAGGUCUGAUGAUUGUUCCUAAGUCUUGUAUAGAUCAUGAGUGACUACAAGUCACUUUGCCUAAGUGCCUCACUUUUCCACUGGACAGAGUUGUUUAUUUUAUAUUUGAAUUGCCUACACGCUGCUAUUUGCAUGAUAAAGAUGUUACAGGAAUAUAAUUUCAGGGAUUGCUACAGGGAUAGGAUAUUUUUUUAAAAAAGCAAUAUUCAUUUGAAAGAUUUGACUGUUGAUACAAAAUUUAUAAAUUUAUGUCUAAUUGAACACCUUUAAGCAAUAUGCUUUGAAUCCAAGUCUAGUUAAAACUGCUGAUACCCAAAGGCCUGUCACAGAGCCCUGGGCUAGAUCCAAGAACUGACUUAGGUGCUGCUUACUGAACAAGCAGUUGCAGGCAGUUAUUUUCCACACAACAUUCCAGACUCACUCCCAAGCCGGCUGUGUCUGGACCCCAGGAGAGAUGGCUUUCCAGAAGCUCUUGGCCACGCAGCAGAAUUUCCUGUGACCUGUAGGAAGAGCUCAUAGACAGGUUCCUGCACCACCCCUCAGAGCUGCCUGUCUCGCUGUCCCCUCUAGCAGGAGUCCAGGCACCCAAAGAUCAGGCUCCCAGCCCACUGGCCCUAACUCUGUAUUAGAUCUAGCCGUAAAGGACUUUUGUGCUGUGAUCAAGUACAACUUAUGAAAUAGAGCUUCUAUAAACCACUGAGGUCUAGGCACAAUAGUUGUGUGUACUGAAGCCUAGAAGAGCAAACCAUCUGUAUUCACUGCUCUGAAAUACCAUGGUACAAAAUAAACGACUGGAACAACU
Passer domesticus (house sparrow) is the source of this 2045-nucleotide messenger RNA. It is a transcript of the gene MTCP1, whose product is annotated as mature T cell proliferation 1. Gene Ontology annotation, molecular function: protein serine/threonine kinase activator activity. NCBI's taxonomy places the organism in Eukaryota, Metazoa, Chordata, Aves, Passeriformes, Passeridae. The transcript has 6 exons. The record is from RefSeq and is a predicted model, not a curated record. Bases 32 to 358 code for a protein of 108 amino acids.